AUGCUAACUUUUUUUUUUGAACGAGCUAAAAAAAAACACCGCAAACAAUAGGUAUCGAUAUUUUCAAGCGAAUAGGUUAUAUAUAUUAGGCGAGUUUGGUCAUUGUUUUGUACGUCGUUUAAAACAUUCUGGAAACACGGAAGUUCUGCAGCCAAUGACAGACCACCUGGAGGAUGAUUGACGGGUCUCUGCAUCACUGAUCUUCGGGGAAACUCCCAGCAUCUCACGUUGUAUUGAUUUAAUACAGGUGUUUCGUUCGGCUCCUCCUCCUCCGGGCCGUGGAGGAGCAGUCUUUUCUCUGCCCCCCGGGAUCAGACUGCAGGCAGCUGGGUAGGGGGCAGGGCCACCGAGUCUGGAGCAGCCAGCCAGCCAGUGAGUGUGGAGUGACACACACACACACACACACUCACAUUACCGACACACACUCACUCAGAUCAGCGGCUGUGAUCGCAGCGAGUGGACGCACCUUAGCCCAGCUCCUCCAGAACUUCUCCCGCUCCUCACCUGCGCUCUGAACCCGGAGACCUGGAGCCAGUGUGCGGCCACGGUCAGCAACAUGUCGGAGCUUUCGGUCAACGAACACCUCGAAGGGAUUCUGUCAGAUUUUGAAGCUUUAAAGAGAUCCUUUGAAAUUGAAGACGUGGAUGACAUACCCUCCUCUUCCACCUCGCCCAUCUCCACACCCGUUUCACCCUCGUCCUCCACCUUCUUCCUCCAACACAACAAAGCCUUCGAGGGACACGGGGGAGAUGGUCAGGCGCCGUCGUUGGCCUUCAACAACAACAACAACGGCGUGAGCUCCGCAGCCCACCACUCGUGCAUCAAUCUGGGUUCCAGUCCCAGCCCGGUGCUCAAGUCCCGUGCGGUGGUCAGCAGCCUUUCUUUCAACAGAGGAACUAUGAACAAACCAGGUGUCCACCACAACGGCUCCUCUGUGACCAGAGCGUUGUCCUUCCAGAGCCGGGUCAAUCCCAGCAGUUACUACCUUUUGUCCGGACCCAACAGCGACAACGAGAGUCUUCACAGCUCCACGUCCAGCCUGGAGUACUCUGGGAAUACCGGUGGUGCCCCGCCUCUGAACAGAUUUGGGUCAUAUCCCAGUCCUCCGCCUCAGAGGGAGUAUCAAGCUCCCGUCCAACUCCCUCCGCAGCAGCUGGGAGGAGAUGCCAACUUAAUAAUUAACCACAGCCUGAAGAAGUUCUCCUCCCACGGGAGUGUUUUCCACAACGAGAUGAACCAAAGGUCAGGGGUGAUGAUGGACGCCGAACGGCCUCGGGGACUAAACCACGGCUCCAUGCCCAGUCUGGACCUCCAGAACCGCGAUGGACGAGGGAUCGUGGGUGUGCAGAGAGGUGAAGGCAGGGGAUCUCCAGGUUUGAGGUACGCUAAUGCUAACGCCUAUUGGAAUGGCGGUCUUAACAAUCACAAUUCCUUUGGGAUGGAACAAGGCCACCAGCAGCAAGGCCUCAAGGUCCUCAAGGCCCCGCAGCCAAAGGUCAAAGAAACGCUGCGUCUCAACAAGUUCCCUUUGGACCUGGAGAGUCUGGUUAGCAGCACUGGAGCCGAGUCUCCAGCCAUGGGUCACGGAGGGUCAGCGAAGCCCAACCCCCCUGUUCCUUACCCAAGGAGCACGGGGGUGGGGCAGCACAUAAACAGCCCACCGCCCACCCUGAUCAGCCCGUCUGCCUCCCUCAGCAGCCUGGACGGUCAGACUUCUGACACCCAGACCCUGAUUCUCCACAAUCCCACUUUCCCGUCUUCCCCUUCUUCUUUGAGCUCCACUCCAGUUCCAUUGCUGGACGGUUCUCCGGUCCAUCUCCCUCUCUCCAGAAGCCCUCAGAUGGGGGUCCUCGCAGGACCCCAAAUUGCCCAGGCGGUCCCCGGUGUGCCGAGACUGCUCGGCCCUUCCAGUCCCCCGGUGGUGCAGCGUGGUGCAGGUGAUGCAGGAGACAGCGUGGGCUCCAUCUUGGAGAGGAUCGCCUCAUUCUCCAGACCGGUUCUAACCGACGGCACCGAUGCUGUGGCUGUGAUCCAGUCUUCUCCGGUUCAGAACCACUGUCGGUCUGCAGCAGGUGGAGGUUCUGCUCUCGGCUCCAGGAACCAGCUGAAGAUGAAUCACAAAGAACCUUGUGGAGAGCUGGAGUCAGAGCUGCUCGCACCGAUGGAGGAAGCGGAGGAGAAGGACAGGGGCAUGAUGGGAGUGGAGCGAGGAGGCGAGGUCCAGUGUGACGGUGACAGGCAGCCGGACAGCAAGAAUGUCCAGAACUGCGUGUUGGGGAAAGAGGAGAACGGCGUGGACAUCUGUCUGUCAGUGAAGGAGAAGGGGAUGGAGGAAGAGGAGGAGGUGAAGAAGGAGCUGGAGGUGCAGAUGGAGCUGGAGGUGCAGAUGGAGCUGGAGGCAGACGCCUGUCAGCGGUUUCCUGCUCAGCAGGUUGGCUUCAUCCGGGGAAACGACCUGUUUGGAUACGUGGGCAUCGAAGCCGUGCUGGACCAGAUGAGACGCAAGACGAUGAAGUCUGCGUUUGAGUUCAACAUCAUGGUGGUCGGUCAGUCUGGUCUGGGGAAGUCCACUCUGGUCAACACUCUGUUCAAGUCCAAAGUCAGCCGCAAGUCCUGUCUGCCCAGCCACACGGAGGAGAUCUCCAAGACGGUCAAACUGCACUCCAUCAGCCACGUCAUCGAGGAGAAGGGAGUGAAGAUGAAGCUGACGGUGGUCGACACCCCGGGCUUCGGCGACCAGAUCAACAAUGACAACUGCUGGGAGCCAAUAGUGACGUACGUCAAGGACCAGUACGAGAAGUACCUGAGGGAGGAGCUGCACGUGAACCGCAAGAGGAGGAUACCAGACACCAGAGUCCACUGCUGCAUCUACUUCCUGCCUGCCACUGGUCACAGGUUACGUCCCAUCGACGUGGAGUUCAUGAAGAGGUUGGGGAAGAUCGUGAGCAUCGUGCCUGUCAUCGCCAAGGCUGACACACUCACCAUAGAAGAGAGACAGGAGUUUAAAGAGAGGAUAAGGCAGGACCUGGCAGCCAAUGGGAUUCAGGUUUACCCUCAGAAAGAGUACGACGAGGAUCCGGAGGAGCACGUCAUCAACGACAGAAUCAGAGAGAGUAUUCCCUUCGCCGUGGUGGGAACUGAUAAGGAACAUCACGUGAACGGGAACAAAGUGCUGGGCCGAAAAACCAAGUGGGGAAUCAUCGAAGUUGAAAACGUGGCUCACUGUGAGUUCUCCAACCUGAGGGAUCUCCUCAUCAGGACUCACCUGCAGGACCUGAAAGACGUCACACACAACAUCCACUACGAGACGUACCGCGUACGACGGCUCAACGAGAGCAACAUCACCUUCAGUGAGCUGGGACUGUUGACCCGGCCGCUGGAGAACGGAACUGCCGACAAAUGA
This is a messenger RNA of Cynoglossus semilaevis (tongue sole), 3403 nucleotides long. It is a transcript of the gene septin12, whose product is annotated as septin 12. NCBI's taxonomy places the organism in Eukaryota, Metazoa, Chordata, Actinopteri, Pleuronectiformes, Cynoglossidae. Bases 557 to 3403 code for a protein of 948 amino acids. The transcript has 12 exons. Gene Ontology annotation, molecular function: GTP binding. The record is from RefSeq and is a predicted model, not a curated record.